UGAAAAUAUCCAAAAAUUAUCGUGAAUUACUGUUAAAAACAUGUUAACCAACAUUAACGAAUUGAAGGAGGAGCAAAAAGACAAACAUCCCGGAUUCGGUUCGUAUUUUGAGUGCAUGUCACGCGCUUACCUCACCGGCUUGGCAACAUUUUCUCUCGUAUUUCCCGGUUUGCACUUUUCGCAGAAGAUUUUCGCACGAUAUUUGCCUUACAAUCCAUCAAAGCUCGGAGUUUUGGUGUCAGCUGUGAUUGCGUCUGCUGGAACGUACAAAGUUACUGCCGAUCGAACGCUCGAUUGCCAAAUAGCUUGGGUUGAUUCGGAGAAAAAACCAGAAUAG
Messenger RNA from Culicoides brevitarsis, 337 nucleotides. RefSeq lists its product as uncharacterized. Lineage: Eukaryota; Metazoa; Arthropoda; Insecta; Diptera; Ceratopogonidae. The record is from RefSeq and is a predicted model, not a curated record. The transcript has a single exon. The coding region runs from base 41 to 337 and encodes 98 amino acids.